AUGCUUGUUAUGCUCUAUGCUCCAGCCUGCACAUGUCACUACGCCCUUCCUCACAAAGAAGAAUUGCAGCGGAGCCUGGGAGUUGAGCUGUUCUUGGGACUUGCAAAGCCCUGUGUGAUCUUACAGCCAUCCUGGGCAUUGCUGCCCUGGUGCACAGUGAACACCUACCUCUUCAUGAUGCAAGCCCAAGGCAUCAUGAUUCGUGAAAACAUGCGAACAAUAGGAGCUCAGGUGUACGAGCAGGUGGUCCGCAGUGCCUAUGCCAAGAGGAACAGCAGCGUGAAUGACUCAGAUUAUCCUCUUGAUCUGAACCACAAUGACACCUUUCUGCAAGCCACAACGUUUCUUCCUGAAGACUUUACCUACUUCCCCAACCACACGUGUCCUGAAAGGCUCCCUUCUAUGAAGGGCUCCAUUGAUGUAAAUAUGAGCGAGAUCACGAUGGAGGAUAUCCACCAGUUCUUCUCAAAAGACCCUUCCAUCAAGCUGGGAGGCCACUGGAAGCCGAGCGACUGCCUGCCUCGCUGGAAGGUGGCGAUUCUGAUCCCAUUCCGCAAUCGAUACGAGCAUCUUCCCGUCCUCUUCAGACACCUUAUUCCCAUGCUGCAGCGGCAACAUUUACAGUUCGCCUUCUACGUUGUGGAACAAGCUGGAAACCAACCCUUUAACCGUGCUAUGCUCUUCAAUGUUGGCUUUCGGGAAGCAAUGAAGGACUUGGACUGGGACUGUCUCAUCUUUCACGAUGUGGACCACAUACCAGAAAACGACCGUAACUACUAUGGGUGUGGACAGAUGCCGAGGCACUUUGCAGCCAAGCUGGAUAAGUACAUGUAUCUGCUCCCUUACAACGAGUUCUUUGGUGGGGUGAGUGGCCUGACUGUCGAGCAGUUUCAGAAGAUCAAUGGUUUCCCUAACGCCUUCUGGGGCUGGGGCGGUGAAGAUGACGACCUCUGGAACAGAGUGCAGUAUGCAGGCUACUCGGUGAGUCGACCAGAAGGAGACACAGGGAAAUACAAAUCAAUUCCCCACCAUCAUAGGGGAGAAGUGCAGUUCCUAGGAAGGUACGCCUUGUUGAGGAAGUCAAAAGAAAGGCAAGCCCUGGACGGCCUCAAUAACUUGAACUACUUUCCAAACGUCACGUAUGACGCCUUGUAUAAGAACAUCACUGUUAACCUGACACCAGAGCUGGCUCUGGUGACCGAAUAUUAA
This is a messenger RNA of Gavia stellata (red-throated loon), 1209 nucleotides long. RefSeq names its product beta-1,4-galactosyltransferase 5 (gene B4GALT5). Lineage: Eukaryota; Metazoa; Chordata; Aves; Gaviiformes; Gaviidae. Gene Ontology annotation, biological process: carbohydrate metabolic process; glycoprotein biosynthetic process. Gene Ontology annotation, molecular function: UDP-galactose:glucosylceramide beta-1,4-galactosyltransferase activity. The record is from RefSeq and is a predicted model, not a curated record.